Molecule: messenger RNA, 975 nt
Organism: Suillus clintonianus
Lineage: Eukaryota; Fungi; Basidiomycota; Agaricomycetes; Boletales; Suillaceae
Exons: 3
Coding region: 229-741 (170 amino acids)
Source: RefSeq, a predicted model, not a curated record
CUUUAUUUCUUUACCACCACCUUGCAAGCGCAUAGAGCCUCUGGAGCCUGCGCACCCACCGCAGCUUCUUCGACUUUUUCUAAAACACCCACGCUCUUUUCAAUCCACGUUCGUUUUAUCGUUACCCACAUAUUCUCUAGCAAAGAUUCCCAAACCUGAGAAUCUAUUCGCCCAGACCAAGAAUAAGCAUUCCACUUCAUUGCUUUCUAGUCUACUCCCACCUUCAACAUGACUCGCCGGGCUCCUCGUAUCCACCGUCUCCCUCAGCGUCUCGACUACAACCUGAUUCCUGCGCCUUUGGAUUUGUCUCUUCCGCUGGCUACGGAAAAGUCUCCAUUGCCAGCGAUCAUUGUGACCCCAUCAUCUCCAGCCGCCGACGCACCUGAGUACUACAUAGCAUUCUUAAAACCACCCCCUAAGCCCACCUUUCGUGAUCGCAUCUCCGAGUAUUCUCCUUUCCAGCCACAGCUACCCCUGAAGGCUCGAAGUGCUAUCAUCAUUUCCCUCAUUCUCUUCAUUCUGAUCUGUCAUCUUCUGGUUCACCUUGCCGUUCGUCGCCCACACUUCGAUUUCAUCACAUCCUCUGAUAACAUCGCGUCGUUCAAAGCGAAUUAUCAUCAGGCCCAAACUUCCUUUUGGGACUCGCUUGCCUUGGAUUUUAAAUCUUUCUGGAGUGGACCAAUAGCCGGAGACACGCGAAGUUUCAUAAUCGAAGAUUUUUCACAGCCAGCUCAUCGAUAGAUGGCUCACCAUUUAUCAGUAUAUAGAUAUUGAUACAAAGUCUAUGCAAUUUUUGUUCUUUACCAUGUUCCCAACUUCCCAUGCAUCUACUGACAGUCACAUAUCAAAGUUAUCUUUGACCGAGCUAACUUACUUGUUUACAGUCCCAUUAAAAAUUUUCGUUUAUAUUUAUCUGGUUGUGGAAGUUGAAAUGUUUUUGGCUGGAGUCCUUCCCUGCGUCGUGACAACUAAACA